Oppia nitens is the source of this 834-nucleotide messenger RNA. RefSeq lists its product as uncharacterized. NCBI's taxonomy places the organism in Eukaryota, Metazoa, Arthropoda, Arachnida, Sarcoptiformes, Oppiidae. The coding region runs from base 35 to 790 and encodes 251 amino acids. The transcript has 4 exons. The record is from RefSeq and is a predicted model, not a curated record.
CAUAAUUUGAAUCACAAAUAAAUUAAGUUUUACAAUGACAGUUAAAAUUACUUGUUUGAAAAUUGCAUUAUUUAUUUAUUUUAUUCAAUCGAUAACCGCAACGACUCCGGACAUUGCAAAUAUGAUGCCCAUUGAUAUACGGGACAGAGUUUUGGCAUUUAUGUUCAACUACGGGGACCCGGAGUUUAAACAUCCGUCCAUUACAAUGAUAGGACUAUUAUGUAAAUUAAAUAAUAAAUUUAGUUUAAUGAUGAAAGAAUUGGUUAAUCUGACGGCUUCAACCUAUAAUGACAACCCAGUUGUCAGACAUACGGCUGAACUGAUAUUUGCCACACCAUUCAUUGUCAGACAAUCCUGUAUCGAAGCUACCAGUCCUAUGGGACGAUCCAGUAAUCAAUUUAUCCGUAUAGUCAACGAAAAGCGUUUGGAAGCCAAAGAUUAUCGUUAUUUUUUGAAUACAUUGCUAACCGAUGCGACCAAACCUAAUACUAGAGUAACAAUUGGACAGUUAGUUUGUUAUUUAAAACUAUGGAUUGAAAAGACAAUACUCAAGUAUCCGGUCAAAGACGAUGUCCAGAUUCGGGUCAGUGAUCACAUUCAUCAGGUACUCGAUCCGGUAGUCGACUACUGGUCAACAUUGGACACACCGCAAACAUGGUGUAGUUUUGAACAAUUAUUGGACAAACAGCCACUACCACCACGUUUUAAGUCUCUAAUGUUAAAUCUAAUCCAUGCUAUCAGCCAUUUAGUUAAACCUAUUAAUAACCUCAUUCAACGAUCCACAUAUUAAUUGUUGAUUAUAUAUAAAACACAAGUAUUUUAAUAUGAAAUAUA